UUCUGAUGGUGUAAUGGUCUUAACGAAACCGCCAAAAGCUUAUAAUUUAUAGGUGCCUAAUAUGUCUGAAGUUCCAGCAUAUUUAAAGGGCAGAGGCAGGGGGAGGGGAAAUGCACCUACUUCUGCUCCUGCUCCUGCACCUGGAGCUGUAGGUAAAGGAUGGGGCUCCCAGCUCUGGGGUGGUGACAAUGCUGGUAACAACAAAACCAAAGGUUAUGGACAAAUGAACCAUAAUGCUACUAAUGGUUUCCAAGACCAGAAGGGAAAUGGUGUUGUAAAGAAACAAGCUAGCAAUGGAAAGAGAAAGGAAAGCAGCACUGUGAAAAGGAAUGGUAGCAGAGAGGAAAGUGCUGGUGGUGAUGAGAAAUUUCGUCAGGCCAGUGUACAGCACCAGCAAGCCAUACAACAGUAUCUUCAGGAUCAACCACAGUCCAAUGAGAAUGAUUCUUCCGAGGACGAGGAUGACAUUGGCAAUAAUAUUCUCUCCUCUGUGUUCAAAUCCUACUCUUCCUCCAUCGGUGAGGACGAGAAAGACAUCAACCGAGCCCAAGAUGACCUAGUCCAUUCCUUCAGGUCUGGGGUAUCUGCCUGCCUCGUCUGUAUAGAGACUAUCAAGAAGAAUGAAGCUAUUUGGAAUUGUAGUGGAUGUUGUGCCAUGUUUCACAUGCAAUGUAUACAAAAGUGGGUGAAGGAAGGCGUGUACCAGCAUAUGUACCGGUCACAGGAUGACAAAGUACCAAAAGAUCUGCCAUGGUUCUGUCCCAAGUGUCGUCUGGAGUACAAGCCAUAUGAGUGCCCGACCCGCUACAUGUGUUUCUGUGGGAAGGUGGAGGACCCGAAGUUUGACCCCUGGUUAGUUCCUCACUCCUGUGGCCAGACCUGUGGACGUCAGCUCAAACCUGAAUGUGGUCACACCUGUCUCCUGCUUUGUCAUCCAGGUCCGUGUCCCCCUUGUCCAAAGACGGUCAGGACUAAAUGUUAUUGUGGAAAGCAGGGACCUGCUGUCAGGAGAUGUAGUGCAAAAACAUGGUCUUGCGGUCAGCCAUGUGGCCGGACUCUGUCUUGUGGUCAGCACAAGUGUCAACAGCCAUGUCAUGUUGGUGAGUGUGCCCCAUGUCCUAAAACCAGUGAGCAGAAAUGUCAGUGUGGAAAGUCGACUUCCGUACAGCCUUGUGCGACACCCCAGUGGCAGUGUACUCAGGUUUGUGGAAAGCGAUUGAGCUGCGGUAGCCAUGUUUGUGAAAGAAGUUGUCAUGGUGGCUCCUGUGGCUUAUGUCCAAGGGCCGGAGCAAGGACAUGUCCGUGCGGAAAAACAGAAUACACUUUGCCAUGUACUGAUGAUGUGCCGACCUGUGGUGACACGUGUGGCAAGAUAUUGGACUGUGGAAUUCACAAAUGCUCACAACGCUGUCAUUUAGGACCCUGUGGAACUUGUCGACAAAUGAUAAAGAAGAAAUGUCGAUGUGGACUGAAACAGAAGGAGAUUCCCUGCUAUAAAGAAUAUAUGUGUGAUACAAAAUGUAGUAAUACAAAAGACUGUGGUAGACAUCAAUGUAAGAGGAAGUGUUGUGAUAGCAACUGUCCCUCCUGUGAACAGACGUGUAGUAAACCUUUAGGAUGUAAGAACCACAAGUGUUCCAGUCGCUGUCACAAAGGUGCAUGCUAUCCAUGCCCUCUCACUGUAGAGAUCACCUGCUUCUGUAAGGCCACAAGAAUCACUGUUCCCUGUGGCAGAGAGAAGUUCACCAAACCACCCAGGUGUAAACAGUCCUGCAGACUACCCCCAAAAUGUCACCACCCUGAACAGGUUCCUCAUCGCUGCCACUUUGGUGACUGUCCUCCCUGUCGUUUGAUGUGUGCCAAGGUCCGUGAAUGUGGUCACAUUUGUUCUGUUGGGUGUCACACUGCCAUUAAAGUCAAAGUCAAAGACAAUGUACAGAGAGCAGGUCCCUGGGAGGGUCGUCCCAUUGUGAGGGAUGAGAUUGUGGAAAAAAUGUGUCCACCUUGUUUGGUCCCUGUGCCAGUAACUUGUCUCGGUGGACAUGAGACCUGCAAUAUUCCAUGCUACAAGGCAAAGCCAGAAUCUUGUCAGAGACCUUGUGGUAGACAACUCUCCUGUGGAAACCAUACAUGUUCUCUUUCCUGCCAUCAGGUGCAGGGGGCAGCAGAUAAUAUACAGGCCGGUGAGAAUUGUGAGGUUUGUGAGUCUCACUGUUUGAAGCCCCGUCCUGAAGGUUGUUCCCAUGACUGUGCUCUCCUAAAGUGUCACCCUGGACCCUGCCCAUCUUGCCAGCAAAUGAACCGCAUGCGAUGCCACUGUGAACUGACUGUACAACAUAUUAACUGUGAUAAAUGGUUGAAGGCAGACCAGGUGACCAAGGACGCCCUGAAGUCCUGCAAAGGGGCGUGUCCAAAAACUAUGCCAUGUGGCCAUGUGUGUGGUGCCACCUGUCAUGCUGGCCAAUGCCCACGGAUUGGUCUGUGUGAGAAGAAAAUUAACAUGAGGUGUAAGUGUCGCAAUAGGAAGCAGGAACUGGUGUGUAAAAAUGUUCCAGACCGUCAGGCGAAGCUCGAGUGCAACGAAGCGUGUAAGGUAGAGAAAGAGAAAAAGAAAAAGGAAGAGGAGGAGAAGGAAAAGUCGAAGUUAGAGGAGGAGCGUCUGAGGAACCAGGCUGAGAUAGAGGAAUAUGAGAAGAAAAUGAAAGGUGGGAAAAAACGAAAACCACGCAAACAGCAGGAUAUCAUGGUUCAACAGACAUUUGUACAAAAAUAUGGGAAAUACAUUGCUGUAUCUGUUGUUAUAGGCGUUUUGGCAGUUUUUGCCUAUCAUUUACUACAAGUCUAAGUACUACUUUCAAAGUACUGUGCUAAAUGGUUACAUUUUAAAUUCUGAAAGCUUAUUAAUAUUUCCUGUGGCUACAGUCUUAUCACAGCAACAGGGAGAUUCAAAUUUAGUUCAGUCUAUAAAAAUGUUCUUUUUUUACUUAAAAAAAAUUUAUACAGUAAAAAGGAAACUUUGAAUAUAAGUUAUUCCUAUUAAUACUGGCAAGUGGUGUUGGAAGCGUUCAUAUUGUUUAAUAAGUUGACAUCCAAUUUAUGCAAUAGGUCUGAGGUUUUAUCUUGAAACUCUUGUGCUAUUCAGGACUUGAACUACACAUAAUAUGUAUCAUACUAUUUGACGAAAAGCCCAUUUCUGGUAAUAAGCCCACCGUAUCUGUUGCUAUUUAGUAGUAUUACCAACAAAUAUUACUUCUAUGUCCUGUAAUAAGCCCACCCCCUGACUUUGAGGGAGAUGUAAUCUGUUGGUCUCCUGGGCUUAUUGCAGUGUAACAAUGUUACUGCGCUUUAAUAUCUGGUCUAUAGAUAUGGCAAUGUAUUACUUUUUUAGGCACAAAAUACAAAAUUAAUAUGGAUUUUCUUGUCAUAAAAUUUUGAAGGAAAAUUCUAUAAGUUCUUAGUUAAUGACCUGAAAUAUACAUUCAAGCUAAAAUUAUUGUGUAAUAUCAAGCUUAUAUACAUACACUUUAGGUUUUAACAGACAUCAGGAUGAUGUAAAGUGCAGAUUUAACUCACAGAUAAUGUAUUGAUUCCUUCUUUUGAAACUUACUGUAGUACAUAUAUGUAUAUUCUAUAUGUACCAGAUUGAUGCCUACGUUUGAUUCACACUUGUAAAAUUACAAAAUUGUGGGUGAUUUGAUAGAGGACAUUAUUUCCAAUUUAUCUUUUAUUUCAUGCAUUGUCAUUAUUAGCAAACAGUUUGUCUCUGUUAUAUCAAAGUGCCAGGUAGGUGCAAUAAUAAAACUUGUCAAAUUCCAUGGUGUUAUUGCAGAUGUUGUCACAACUGCACUUACUUGUACACACUAACAUAUAUUAACUUGUUUUGUCUAGCUUUAUUAUGGAGUAUAUAUUUACUUGUGAUAUAUGUUAAGAUAAAUUUUUUUUUGUUUUUCUCAAUUUUUUGAGAUUAUGAAUGAUAUACACCGCUAUUCUGUAGCAGAGUUAAACAAGCAGUACCUCAUUUUGUUGUAAUGACUGGUUUUCCCGGUACCAUGGAUCAGUUCAUAUGGUAUGUCAUUCAUUUCUUUAUAUUAAUUCAUUUGGUGUUAUUUCACUAUGUAAAAAGUGCCUGUGAGUUUAUAUGAAAAUGUGUUCAGUUUUGCUGCGAUCAAUCAUCAACUUCUUCUUUAGAACUAUAAAACAUGAUGUAGUAAUGUCCGAAUUGAGGUUUGAUGGGAUGAAAAGCUAUCAAUAUUGAUCUCAACUGACAAUAUUGAACAUCACAAAAAUGAAAUAAUUUGCAAGCUCAAGGCAUUUCAGCAUUAAGCACACUUGUAUGCUUGUAUUCUUCAUAUAUACAUAUUUUGUCAUCACCAGUAAAUGAUAGGUAAAUGAUAAGAAUCUACCUUAUUCAAUGGGGUUCAUCAAAAAAGUUUUGAAUAAAUAUAUCAAUAUAAUUUUCCAUGACUUUUUUCAGUUAGAUCUUUCUGUGUAUGAUGACACAGUAUGUUUUAAUUCUGCUUUUUAAGGUUUAUUUUCUUUUUUAAGUUUUACCUUGAGAUACUUACAUAUUCAACAUGUUUUAGAUAAUUCAUUUUUCACUUACCUUGAAAUUUACCAAAACUUGCACAAAACAUUAUAAUUAAACCAUUUUGCCAUUUUGGGAAAUGUUUUUGCAUGAGGUGAAAUUAUUCUGAUAUUUGUCAAACAAAAACAUACACAAAUCAAAGCAUUAUAAUAUACAAUGUAACAUGUACAUGUUUAUGGAUUCCUAUUCAUCAGAAGUCACAACCUUUGAGGAUAUAAUUAGAAUGACAUUCAGGAGAGGUCUGGAUAUCUUUAGGAAAAAAUUCAAUACUAUAAUUCUAAAUCAUACCAAAUGUUGUCACCAAAGUACGUUUCUUUGUUUAUAAAAACUUACAUUUGUUGCUAGUAAAAAUUUUGGGUUGUAUGAUUACCACAUGGGGGCCAUGGUGUCCAAGUAGUUAAGGUGUCUGACCCGUCGUUGUCACUAACCUUCCACCUCUGGGUCAUGGGUUCAAGGUCUACAUGAGAAAGUCGCCAGAUACUGAUCGCAGUUCGGUGGUUUUCUUGAGGAACUCUAGCUUUCCACCACCAUCGAAAGCCGACACAUUCUUAAAUGAUCCUUGCUGGUAAUAGGAUGUUAAGCAACAAUAUACUGUUACAAUAUAGCUACAUUACAUUCAGAGUGCUAGUCUGUCCUCUACUCAUUGGACUGAUUUCUGUUCAUACUGGAAAUGGUAGUAAAUUUUACCAAUUUGGAUCAUAUCAUUAUGAAGAAAAAUCAGCUUAAAUACAUUUUAUCUCUGAAUUUGUUUUGUUUUUUUAUGUAUGAUGCAUACUUAUCAAAGUCUGAACAGUUCAUAAUUUGUAAUGAUAUAUGAAUAUUUGUUUCACUGCUGUUAUAUAACCCAACCAAAUACAGAUGGCAUUCAUAACAGCUUUUAAUGAUGUGUAAAUUGAAAAUAACUGGAACAUUCUAGAAAGCGACAGAUUCAAAUAUCAGCACAAUAUGUAUACAAAUGGAAAAAGGGCAUGUUUGUUUUACAAGGUAAUUAGGUGAAGGUCAUUUAAAAUUAGUACAUAUAUAGAAUAUUUAAACCACAGUGUUAAUGAUCAGGAAUACAUGAGAUAAAGAGUGCGUAAUUGUGUAGUUUGUGUAAUUAAUUAAAUCAUGUUAAAUCAAGUUAUAGAAGUAAGAUGGGACAGGUUAUAGAAGGUGAAGACAGAACAGAUAACAGUUAUGAUGGUGAAGGUAACAGUCAGCUGGGAGAUAUUUUGUGCAGAUUUUACAUCAAGGCAAUGUGGAGAGAAUUAGUAAAGAUUUCUGUCCUUUCAUUACUAAGUGAACCAUAUUGAUAUUAUUAUUGGGGCUUGAAAGAAGCAUGUAUGGAGGUGUUCAUUCCAGGGGCGAAAGGCCAUUUUGUGGUGCUCUGUUUGGUCAUUAUAAAUAUCUUAUUAAUAUGCAUCUCUGUAAUGAACUGUAUGAUUAUAGAUUUAUCAUUAUCAGGAGUUGAACAUGUUUAUUAUGGAAUUGUACAUAAUUUUGUUACAAAGUAUUUCUAGUCCAAAGAAGAAGUUUUUCAGUCUGAUAUUUAUUAAGUUACCAAACCUUCCAAACUUAUGUUUUCUGUGUUAACUCUUGUUUUAAUGUUGAUGAUGAAGGUGCUGUGUUCCUCUCACUGUUUUUUCUUAAGAAGUUCUAGAACAAGUUAAUUAGUUUACAGUUUUCAUAUAAAGCACUGUAUUGUUGUGUUUGAGAGUUCCAGUAUGCAGUUUAAAGUUUCACUGAGAUAUUUAAGUAAUGUUCAGACCCAAUAUCAUGAAAAUACAUGUAUUGAUGACGAUAAUGUAUUGACCACAACCAUUUUACUGCGUAGAAAUACACAUGCAUUGUACAUGUAGGAAAAUAUUUAGGAAAACAAUUCAUUUAUUUAUUUAUUUUUUUUUUUUUACAAUUUUAACCAAUCAGGAUGGAGAUAAUAGUGUUGUCCCAAAACAUUGUGGGCUACUGGUAGUAAGUUCCAGCUGGGACAAAAUGUUUCAGCAACUUUUUAAAACCUUGUUUAUUAUUUGUGUUAAAUCUUGGUGUAUGUGAAUCAUCAUUUAAUAAAUGUAAUGA
Ylistrum balloti is the source of this 6640-nucleotide messenger RNA. RefSeq names its product NF-X1-type zinc finger protein NFXL1-like. Gene Ontology annotation, cellular component: nucleus. Gene Ontology annotation, biological process: regulation of DNA-templated transcription. Gene Ontology annotation, molecular function: RNA polymerase II transcription regulatory region sequence-specific DNA binding; zinc ion binding; DNA-binding transcription factor activity, RNA polymerase II-specific. The transcript is spliced from 19 exons. Bases 62 to 2845 code for a protein of 927 amino acids. The record is from RefSeq and is a predicted model, not a curated record. NCBI's taxonomy places the organism in Eukaryota, Metazoa, Mollusca, Bivalvia, Pectinida, Pectinidae.